Messenger RNA from Bombus huntii, 1888 nucleotides. RefSeq names its product venom serine protease Bi-VSP-like. NCBI's taxonomy places the organism in Eukaryota, Metazoa, Arthropoda, Insecta, Hymenoptera, Apidae. Gene Ontology annotation, molecular function: serine-type endopeptidase activity. The transcript has 7 exons. The coding region runs from base 997 to 1527 and encodes 176 amino acids. Gene Ontology annotation, biological process: proteolysis. The record is from RefSeq and is a predicted model, not a curated record.
UUAAAAAAUGAGGUUGAAGGUAGUCCUUUUCUUUCAUUUCAUUCAUUUUCAUUUUCUUUCUUAAGUAUGGCUAACACAAUAUCUAAUCAAUUAAAAUUUUAUAUUUUCACGUGAAAAGUUUCUUUAGAUAAUUAUUAUCAACAUGAUGACUCACUCUUACGGAUUAAUACGUGUCUGUAGGGCAAUCCGGUGGACUUGAUCGGCCUUUUACUUCGAAAGUUGAGUAAUCGGUGUCGCUUUCUUACGCAUCUUUGAACUGUAUAAAUGUUUUAAAAUUGUUUGAUCCAGAAUGUACCACACCGGACAAUCAAGAAGGCAGGUGCCUUGACUACAGAAAAUGUAAACCUCUGCAAGAAAUAUGGCAGAUACAGUACCGUACAGCCACCGAUUUUUAUAGACGAUCAGUGUGCAGAUACCAGGGCAAUGUUACGAUCGUUUGCUGUCCGAACGAUCCAAACAAAGAGAAGAGAGAAAUUUUAAUAAAAACUGUGUAUAAGUAUAAGGCUUUGCGACCACCAUACUGUGGUUUUAGCAACGUCUCUCAUACCAGGGUGGUCGAUGGUAAACCAGCUGAACUUGGUACGUUUUAUGUCUUUCUUUCCGAUUAAUAAUAAGCCAUUUACUGCAAAGAAUGAACUUUAAAGGCAUUAAACAGCACAUCAAUGUACAUUUCAAUUAGACUAAAUAAUAAUGCUAUGAUUUUAUCGGUAGUAACUUUACUUAUUAACUUGAAUUAUUUCUUUCUUUUACUUCAUGUUAGGAAGAGUAUCUUUUUGCUUGAAAUAAAAAAUUGAUAUAGGAGUAAUAAUAUGGAUAGAGAUCAAAAACUGUUAGGGCAGAAAUUACACGUUUGAACUUUAUAGUUCAGUAUAGUUCAAAUAGAAAUUAUAUAGAAUUAUUUAAUAAUUUGUAUUCCACUGGAAUAAAAAUUUAAUUUCUGUCUUUAUCAAAUCUCUAUUUCAGAGUAUUUGUACGUAUGUACUUAUCGUCUGCUGUAUGAUCGAAUAUCGAAUAGGCGCUUGGCCAUGGAUCGCUGCAUUAGGUUUUCGUAAUCCCCGAAACCCAGACAAACCACUAUGGAAGUGCGGAGGUUCCCUGAUAUCGGCUAGGCAUGUUUUGACCGCAGCACAUUGUGCACAUAUGGAUGGAAUAGAAAACAUACACAAUCAUAAUAUUGUCAUUCUUAGAUUGGUGGAGGAGGUGCCAUUUUCGAGGUACGUAUAUCCCAUUUGUACGAAAGAGCCCCUACGAAAGAGCAACUUCGUCGGCUAUAACCCCCUUGUUGCUGGAUGGGGAGCAUUAAGAUAUAGACGACCACGACCUAAUGCAUUAAUGGAAGUACAAAUGCCAGUGAUUAAGAACGCCGAAUGCAAAAUAGCUUAUUCCAAAUUUCCUAAUGCACCUGAUAUCACUGAUGGUAUAAUAUGCGCCGAACAUGCUCAGGGUGGAGAGGAUUCUUGUACGGCUGACCGCGGCGGACCACUGCUGAUACAACAUGAAUUAACCUCGUAUUUAAUAGGCUGUUAAUCUAGAGGCUGGAGUACAAAGAAGUGGCACAAUGAUGUGGGCUGAUGACAUUUAUAAUUAUCAAGGAAUCACCCCUACAUUCGCUCAGAAUUUUAAUGAAACUGUCCCUUGGGAAGGAAGAACUGAUACCUUGAUAUCACGGUUUGUACAUCCUAUAUAUACGACAAAUUUUAGAACAUUAUAUAACGAAGAACCAGAUCGUCGUGGCCAUGUGAUGUGAAUAAAAGGACUUGAAUUUGUUGAUAUUUUUAUAAUGUUAGAUAACAUAACUAAGUAUCUUCACAGUAAGAUAGGAUGACAUGGUUUACAUGAUCUUAAUGUUGUUCACUCGAGUGAUGAUAUUAUAAGGAAAAGCGUAAUA